AUGUCAAAGGUAAAAACUUUAACAUUAGCUUUUGCUUUAAUCUUCUUGGUUUUAUUAUGUUACCAAGUUUUAACAGGGACAGGAUCUGGUGUCACCUAUAGGGAGAUACCUUGCAGCGAAAUAGAAGGAAUGGCAAUAAGAGUGUUUGGAAAUAGUGCUGAUGAUUUUGGUAUUUGUCGAUGUGUUAGGAGUACAGAAAGAAAGGUUGUACGUUUUUUAUAUUUUAUAAUCCAUCUUAAUAUAAGCGUUUUUGCAUUUAUUUCAAUUUUGUUUAAACAAUCAAAAAUAAAUUUAAUUUUAAUGGCUGGAUUUGCAUGUGAACGUGCUCUUGGUUUUUACACUUUUGAUGAUAAAAUUAUAAAUGAUUAUAAUUUUCAAUAUUGCCUAGUUUUAGGAAAUUCUGCAUCAGCAACUAAAAAUUCUGCAUCCAUAGAUAAAUAUAAAUUUUUAAGUUUUCCCCACAAAGAAAGUAAAUCCUCAAAACUUAAGCCAACAAUUUUUUUAUGCAAGCUUUCACUAUAA
Messenger RNA from Dictyostelium purpureum, 522 nucleotides. RefSeq lists its product as uncharacterized. NCBI's taxonomy places the organism in Eukaryota, Evosea, Eumycetozoa, Dictyosteliales, Dictyosteliaceae. Bases 1 to 522 code for a protein of 173 amino acids. The transcript has 4 exons. The record is from RefSeq and is a predicted model, not a curated record.